CUCAUUAGUCUUCGCUGAAAACGGAAACGCAAAGUCAAAAUGAAGUUCAAAAUCAUACUGUUUUUCCUAACGGCCAGUACUUUUGGGAAUAACAUAAGCCCAUGGGAAAGUCACGAUGGCAAUGAAGAUGCUAGGUGGUUUUUAGAUGCUGCACAAGAUACUAUUGAUGUCAGAGAAAUUAGUGUUUGUAAUACUCCCGACUGCAUACUUAUCGCUAAAGAUCUUUCGGGCGGAAUGAACAAAUCAGCAGAUCCAUGUGAGAAUUUCUAUGAAUACACAUGCGGAUCAUUUAAAAAAAUUCAUCCUAUUCCCCCUUCUAUGGCUACGUUUAGUAGACUUUUGUUGUUUCAACAAUUGGUUUAUGAUCGUUUGAAAGGAAUUCUGGAAACAACUCCUGAGCCGGACGAUAUUUUGCCAUUGAGACAGGCCAAAAAAUGGUAUCGCGCUUGCAUGGAUACAGAGACACUCGAAAAACGAGGCUUAGAUCCAAUAGAGUCUGUUCUGAUGCAAGUUGGAGGCUGGCCGAUGACUAUUGACGCCGAAGAAUGGGACGAAACCGAGCAUCCGUGGCAGCGAAUUGAGCAACACUAUUUCCAAAUAACUGGCUCCUAUGUAUUUUACAAAUUUACGCCUGAUUAUUCCAACACUUCCGUGAUUAAAGUGGAGAAAGGCGAUCUUCCACUCGCCAAUAAACUUCCAUUUGAAUUUAAAAAUUAUGCAGGAGAAGAAUAUGAAAAUUACAGGGAGUUCAUUUCGGCUGUAGCUCUACUUUUUGUUGCACACAAUAGCGCAAAUAUUACUCUUGAUGAUAUUUUCAAGGAUGUCAGCGAUAUGAUUGAGUUUGAAAAACAAUUGAAUUUGCUUUCAGAAAGCGAUAGUGAAGAUGCCGAGAGUGUCAAGACUUUAGAUGAGUUUCAAGCUUGGUACGAUGAAAAUACAAUCGAUCAAGGCAACAAAGUUAGGGUGAAGAAAUUAAUCAGAAGAUUAUUGGAAACAGUAAAUCAUGACCCAGAAAGUGUCAAGUACUUAUCAAUUCCCAGUAUGGAGUAUUUUGUUAAACUGCAGCUAAUAAUGAACAACACUCCCAAGCGAACUAUAAUAAAUUAUAUCCACUGGAAUUUUAUAAGUGAUAUGCUUGCGGCAACGGUCGAAGAAAUGCGGGAUGUAUUUUUUGUCUUAAUGAACAAACAGUUUGGAGUCUCGGAAAGAGAGCCACGCUCAGUCGAGUGUGCAAAAGAAAUAAAAAUGCUCAAAGCAACCGGAUACGCAUUUGCUCAGAAAUAUUUUUCUAAAGACGUUGACACUAAUGUCAGAAGUAUGGUCGACCAUGUAGGCGAGGAAAUGAAAAUACAGAUUCAAAGAUCAGAUUGGCUGGAUGAUGGUACUAAAAAAAUAGUUACCGACAAAAUAGACGAUAUGGGACUAUUUGUGGGCACUCCUGAAUGGUACAAAAACAGAACAUACGUUCUCAAUUCCUACAAAGGGCUUGUUAUCAGCAACAAUCACUUUGAUAAUAUACUCAGUUAUAAAAAAUAUGAAAUGAGAGAAAAACUACGCAAUGCAUUGGCCGGCCUAGCACCCGAUGCAGGUGAAUCGGACGUAAACAUACUUGAAGUUAAUGCAUACUAUGAUCCUUACUCUAAUACUAUGGUUGUACCUGUUGCCGAUCUGCAGCCCCCAUUUUUCACUUCAAGUCUUCCCAAUAACGUUAACUACGGAAUGAUUGGAGCAGUGAUUGGACAUGAAUUAGGACACGCCUAUGACGUUAACGGGUUGAAAAUAGGUCUAGAACAACAAAAGCUUGAACUUCCUAAGGAGAUAAUGGACAAGUAUGAUCAACGCGCGGGAUGUUUCAUCGAGCAAUUCAAAGAGUACUUUAAGGAGCCGGGUUCUAAUGACGGAACUAAUUCCGAAGACCAAGGAAAAAAACUAAGUCGUCAGACUCAAGGAGAAAAUAUGGCAGACACGACAGGGUUGAACGCAGUUUACGAUGCCUGGAAGAGAAUGAUAGAAUCGAAAGGUCCUGAAAGUAGACUACCAGGUUUUGAAAACUAUUCCGACGAACAAAUGUUCUUCAUUGGAUUCGGAGCCCUGUGGUGCACAGAAUCUACGGCAGAGUAUGCGGAAGCAUUAAGGGAACAAGAUGAACACAGUCCCGCGGAUUUAAGAGUACUUGGCGCAAUUUCAAAUAGCGAGGAGUUUGCUCGUGCUUUCAAUUGUCCGAAAGGCACCCGGAUGAACCCGGAAAAGAAAUGUAAUAUUUGGUAAAAUAUUGAGGCACAUACUGAGCUCGAAAAAGCCAAUCGAGGACUCAGGAACAAGAAACAUCAUCCCUGGGAUUUUUAUUGGUCAAGAGAUUAUCAUUGAUUGAAAUAUUACAUUUAUACAUACGAUAUACGUUGAACGAUGUUUUUUAAAUAUAUGUAUUCUUAUAUUUGAAUAAAAAAAGUAUAUUGCUUCAA
Molecule: messenger RNA, 2462 nt
Organism: Microplitis demolitor
Lineage: Eukaryota; Metazoa; Arthropoda; Insecta; Hymenoptera; Braconidae
Product: neprilysin-11
Exons: 17
Coding region: 40-2268 (742 amino acids)
Biological process (GO): protein processing
Cellular component (GO): plasma membrane
Molecular function (GO): metalloendopeptidase activity
Source: RefSeq, a predicted model, not a curated record